AUGUUCGCCCCAGAACCAGCUCUGACAACACCAGCACCCCCAGGGCCAGCACCUCCAGCUCCAGGGUCUCCAGCUCCAAAGCCUGCAGCACCACCAGCUCCAGCAGCUCCAGUACCUCCAGCUCCAGUGGCUCCAGCUCCAACUCCUGCAGCACCUCCAGCAGCUCCAGCUCCGGUAGCACCCCCAGCUCCACCAAUCCCUCCACCACCGCCGCCCCCUCCGCCGCCUCCACCGCCCCCACCACCGCCUCCACCUCUACCAACCCCACCGCUCCUGCCUCCCCUGCCCCUGCCGCUGCGGCGCCUCCCACUAGGGGCAGACGCAGCUCCUACCUCCUGA
Messenger RNA from Closterium sp. Naga37s-1, 339 nucleotides. The record is from the annotation of a GenBank genome assembly. Lineage: Eukaryota; Viridiplantae; Streptophyta; Zygnematophyceae; Desmidiales; Closteriaceae.